Amphimedon queenslandica is the source of this 1166-nucleotide messenger RNA. Its product is annotated as serine/arginine-rich splicing factor 5-like. Bases 94 to 1023 code for a protein of 309 amino acids. The record is from RefSeq and is a predicted model, not a curated record. The transcript is spliced from 8 exons. NCBI's taxonomy places the organism in Eukaryota, Metazoa, Porifera, Demospongiae, Haplosclerida, Niphatidae. Gene Ontology annotation, molecular function: mRNA binding. Gene Ontology annotation, cellular component: nucleus; cytoplasm.
UGUGCGCAUGCGCAAAACGACGCACAUUCUUCAAUUUUGCAAAAGCAAGGAGGAGGCCAUUUUUAUUUCUACUUUUGAAUUGUAGUGAACAUCAUGUCUCGUUAUAGCCGUAUUUACAUUGGCCGUUUGCCGUAUCAAGCCAGAGAAAAGGAUGUGGAACGAUUUUUUAGAGGGUUUGGAAGAAUAAGGGACAUCAACUUAAAGAAUGGCUUUGGUUUUGUUGAGUUUGAUGAUUAUCGUGAUGCUGAAGAUGCUGUAUACGAGUUGCACGGCCGUGAACUCCUUGGAGAAAGAGUGAUUGUUGAGCAUGCCCGUGGUAAUAGAGACAGGGAUGAUUACAGGGAUAGGAGAGGUGGUGGUCGUGAUUUCCGUCAAGAUCGUGGGCGUGAUGGACGCUCUAAUGCUUCCAAGUAUGGCCCUCCUCUUAGGACUGAUUUCAGAAUUUUGGUUGAGAAUGUAUCUAGUAGAGUUAGUUGGCAGGAUUUGAAAGACUUUAUGAGAACUGCAGGUGAAAUAACUUAUGCGGAUGCACAUAAACAGAAAACAGGAGAAGGUAUUGUGGAGUAUGCUACAUAUGAAGACAUGAAAAAUGCUAUCAGAAAAUUAAAUGGGACCGAUCUUAAUGGACGAAAAAUAAGAUUAAUUGAGGAUUAUCGUGGACGCAAGAAAAGUCAUUCCCGGUCUCGUUCAAGGAGCAGAAGUAGAUCCCGUUCAAGAUCUCGGUCCAACUCUCCUGAUCGUUCACGCUCUCAUUCUCGUGAGCGAUCUAAUGAUAGAUCAGCUAAUGAUCGAGACCAUUCUCAUGAUGAUGAUGAAAAUGAGCGUCGUUCUCGAUCACGUGAUCGUGAUGAAACCAAUGAUGACAGGAGGUCACCUUCCCCAAGGGAAAAUGAUGAUUCUCAUGAGGGUGUAGGUGAUGAAGAAAGAAGAAGUGCUUCGAGAUCUAAGAGUAGAUCUCCUUCUCCAGAACCAAAUGAAAAAUCAGCAAGUCCUUCUCCCAUUAUUGAAGAAACAGAAGAUUAGAAGAGUGUCUUGUUUAACAGUACUUGGUACAUGUAAUAUAUAACUUUUUAUGUUACUGUUAUGAAUUUUCUGUUUCAUUAGCUGCUAAGCACCUUUGGUCUUGUUUAUUUUGUUAGUCCUAUAUAUUUUGUCUAUUAAAUUUA